UUUUUCAAAGUUUAGCUGGUCAAGUUAUCGCAUGCGCACUACAAAAUGCGCUGACCAUCAUCAUCGUUGUUUCAGACAUGGCGAAGGGUUUGCAUUCUCUGAAACUUGAAGAAAUUUUGAAGAAGGAGCUCCAAACCACACAAUGCCAAGGUUUAGGGUUUGCAGGUGGUGGUUGUAUAAGUGAGGGAAAGAGUUUUGACACCGAUCACGGCAGGGUUUUCGUCAAAGUGAACGAUAAAUCAGGGGCUAUGAAAAUGUUUGAGGGCGAAUUUAACAGUCUAGAAGCCAUUUGUCGAACUAACACUGUGCGAGUACCGAAGCCAAUCAAGCUGUUAGACCAUCCGUCUGGAAGUGGGGCAAUUUUUGUCUUAGAACAUCUUGAAAUGAAGAGCUUACGGAAAUAUCAAUCACAGCUGGGGACAGCACUUGGAAGACUACAUACGGAUAACAUCAACAAAUUACAGAAGAAUGCAUCAGAGAGCAAUAAGGUUGGCAAGGGUCAGGAUCCUGUUGCCGUUGAAAAGUUUGGUUUCCCUGUUACAACAUGUUGUGGCUUCAUUCCACAGAAUAAUGAAUGGUGUGAUGAUUGGGUGACAUUCUACACCAGAUGUCGAUUACAAUAUCAAAUGGACCUAAUUGAUAAGGAGUAUGGGGAUUCAGAGGCUAGAUCACUUUGGUCAAGAUUACAGCUGAAAAUUCCAGAGUUUUUUAAAGGCAUGGAUAUAAAGCCGUCACUUCUUCAUGGAGACCUUUGGAGUGGAAAUGUAGCAGAAAUGGAUGAUUGUCCAAUUGCAUUUGAUCCCGCCUCGUACUAUGGUCAUCAUGAAUUUGACUUAGCCAUUGCCGCUAUGUUUGGUGGCUUCUCCAAAGAGUUUUAUGACUCAUAUCACACUCAGGUACCCAAAGAAAAAGGCUUUGAUAAACGGCAUCAGCUGUACUUGUUGUUCCAUCAUUUAAACCACUGGAAUCACUUUGGAACAAGUUACAAGUCAUCUUCUCUAAGGAUUAUGCUUGGACUAGUUGAAAAUAGCUAGCAAAAAGUGACUGACAAUUUUGUGUUAGACAAGAUGGAAUAUUCAAUUCAUACUUUUAAUUAACAGUUGACAUGUUUUGUUGUUGAGGACAAAAACAACUAGCAAAAGAAAACUAGAUUCAAUCAAAUUGUAAAAAGCAUAACGUUUAGUUUUUGGGAAAGAAAAUGUUACUUUAAGAUAAUAAACCUCUAAAAUUUUA
Molecule: messenger RNA, 1233 nt
Organism: Orbicella faveolata
Lineage: Eukaryota; Metazoa; Cnidaria; Anthozoa; Scleractinia; Merulinidae
Product: ketosamine-3-kinase-like
Source: RefSeq, a predicted model, not a curated record